AUGUCGGACGAUUGUUAUAAGUGUGGACGUCCUGGUCAUUAUGCUCGCGAUUGCCAAGCUGCCCCAAGAGGUGGUGGUAGAGGUGGAGGCGGAGGUUAUCGCGGUGGACGAGGCGGUGGUGGUGGAAGAGAUCGUGACAACAACGAUGGCCGUCGAGACGGCUGUUUCACCUGCGGUGGGCUUGAUCAUUUUGCUCGAGAUUGUACCAGUGGUCGCGGACACUAUGGUGGAGGUGGAGGAGGUGGUUACGGGGGAUAUGGUGGUCGCGACAAAUGUUACAACUGUGGUGGGACGGGACACUUUGCACGAGAUUGUACAAAUGAUGGACAGCGAGGUGAUAGUGGCUAUAAUGGUGGUGGUGGCGGUGGUGGUGGUCGUUGUUACAAUUGUGGUGAGUCAGGUCACAUCGUUCGAAACUGCCCAAAUAAUAACAGAAAUGACAUGAGCGAUACGCUAUGCUACAGGUAUUGA
Molecule: messenger RNA, 471 nt
Organism: Schistosoma spindalis
Lineage: Eukaryota; Metazoa; Platyhelminthes; Trematoda; Strigeidida; Schistosomatidae
Source: the annotation of a GenBank genome assembly